This is a messenger RNA of Hydra vulgaris (swiftwater hydra), 2040 nucleotides long. Its product is annotated as endosomal/lysosomal proton channel TMEM175. Gene Ontology annotation, molecular function: potassium channel activity; proton channel activity. Lineage: Eukaryota; Metazoa; Cnidaria; Hydrozoa; Anthoathecata; Hydridae. The record is from RefSeq and is a predicted model, not a curated record.
AAAAAAGAUAAAAUAAAGAAUAAGUUGAAAACUAUUUCAUUCAUUCAUUUCGUUUUACAGUCAAUUUUUUUAUUUUAAUGAAUAGUUGUUUAAAAAUGCAGGAAGCUAAGAAAACAAAUAGCUGCUGAACGAUCAGCAAGCUAACAUUAAAGAAAGGAACAUUUGGGUAAAAGUACCUCGUAAACUAAUAUUCAUUGAGUUAAGACUUAUUAUAAUUAAUAAAAUAAUACUAGUGUAUUUAUUGUUAAUGAUUAUUUGUAUUUUUUAUAGACGUUUUUAAGUAAAAAAUGUUUUUAACAAAGAUAAUUCAAUUAGUCAACGAAUUUACAUUUCGGAAAAAAUCAAAAACUCUACAAAAUUCAAGAAGUAACACACCGACAGAAAUGGAAAAUGAAAUUACGGCAGAAUUAGAAAAAAACAAAUAUUUAAGCCAUCUAAGAACUAUAGAAGAACACUAUGAUGAACAUCUAAAUGAAAUACUAAGCAACGCCUUGCAUCGAGGAGAUGUAGUUUCAGCAGAUCGUUUGCUCGGUUACACUGAUGCGCUUAUGGCUACUUGCGCUACGUUUCUUGUUAUUCCGAUAAGAAAUUUAAGAGAAAUGGAAGCUAACGAAUCGCUAUGGAGUUUUAUUCUCAGAAUUCGUGCCCAAUUUGUCAUGUUCUUUUUUGGUUUUAUUGUAGUUCUUAACAUAUGGGAAAACAUCAACAUUCGAGCAAUGGUUGUCAAAAGAGUAGAUGAUUUUAUCCUAAUAUUUGUUAUUGUCAGUCAUUUAGCAACUUCCGUUCUUCCUUUUUCGUUAGCAUUGCAGGGUAAUUUUAGUGACGAAAAAGUUUCUAUAAUCCUUACGUGCAGUAUUUUAGGACUUAUUCAAAUAAUAGAUAUUAUUUUAGUUUUAUAUGCUAUGAAUACACCUAAGGUUCUUCAUAUUGAGAUGCAAAACUGGAACAAAAUUGAACUUAAAAGAUUUCGAAACAGGUUUCUUAUCAGGCCGUCAAUAAGUUUAGCUAUGAUAAUACUGGGAGCUACUUUUUGUUUUGUUCACUACAUAGUCUCAUGGGUAAUAAUUGGAAUUUUUACAUUUAUGCCAACAAUUCGCAAACUUAUAUUAUUUUACCAGAGAAGAAUUUCAAACCCCAUCAAUAAGAAGAAGGAGAUGUUUUCUUUUUAUUUUUCGAAAGGAAAUAUAUCAAAAGACAGAGUAGAGUCAAUGAGUGACGCUGCUACAGCCAUCAUUGCUAGCAUUCUUGUUCUUGAUAUUACAAUUGAGAACAUUCCAACGAAAGCAAGUAUUAAAGAAAGCGGUUUAAGCACGUCUCUUGCAGUUAUGAAAUUACAGUUUUUAACCUUUCUAGCUGCGUUUACGAUGGUUUCUUUACUUUGGUACACCAAUCAUACAGUUCUACAUUUGUUUAAAACAGUCACAACAUUAAUGUUGCAUCUCCAAAAAAUAUUCUUAGCUUUUUCUUGUCUUUGCCCGUUGGCGGGUAAUAUUAUUUUUAAAUUUUAUCAUCUUGAAAACAAAGACUCCAGGCACAGCGUUCUAUUUUUAUCAAUUGUUAUCUGCUGGUCUAGUUCAGCUAACUUAUUAAUAUUACUAUAUGGUUUAUUAAGUGGAAAAAAAUAUUUACAUUGCUGGGCAGCCUUUGGUAGUUUUAGGGAAAAUGCGCAUCAACACUUGUACGUAAUCAUCAAGGCAUCUAACUUGCCAUUUUGGUCACUCUUUUCACUAAUCGGCAGUUUCGGUUCUCCAAAAGCUGCAAACUUUGUUUUAUAUACAUGCACAAUUGCUGCAUUAGCUUCGUUUUUUAUUUUAAAAUUUAUUUUGAACAAAGUUAAUAAAAGAAAUGAUGGCAAUCAACAACCUGAAUUGCACUUUAAUGAUAUCGAAGUAAAAGAAAAUAGUACACCAAAAGUUAUUGGAGCCAAUAUUUUAUCUAAUUCACUUUCAAUCAAUAAGAUUUCGACUAUGUAAAGUAAAAGGUCAAAUUAAAUUACUGAAUUAAUAUGAUUCAAAAAAAAAACAUUUUUUUUUUAUUACA